Colletotrichum spaethianum is the source of this 465-nucleotide messenger RNA. RefSeq lists its product as uncharacterized. Lineage: Eukaryota; Fungi; Ascomycota; Sordariomycetes; Glomerellales; Glomerellaceae. The coding region runs from base 1 to 465 and encodes 154 amino acids. The record is from RefSeq and is a predicted model, not a curated record. The transcript has a single exon.
AUGUCGGCCCGCAUAUCAAGCGAGUUCGCACAACCUUGGAGCGUAGCCCAGCUCGACACAAAGUUCCCUGAGCUAGGAAUGGAAAAUCAGUCGGAAUACGUCACAGCCCGUGCGCAGGAGGCGGCAACCCAGAAGCUCCCUAAACGCGAGGGCCUUUUGAAGAAGGUGGUCUUCAGCAAGAAGGUUAUCUAUAUGGUCAUAGGUCUCAAGAUCGUGGAGGCCACGCGAAAUGUCAUACAGGGCAAACGAGAGAAUGGGCGGAACUGCAAAGCGAGGCCUAGACCCAGCGACUGGUGGGAUGGUCAUGGUUGGCUUACAGUCUGGGGCGGAUCGAUCCAGAUAUCCGUCAAAUCAUUCGGAAAGGGCCUCUGCUUUACAUCAUCGCCGCCCCUCUCGUCCUCCCCUUGGUCUCCACGAUCACCGCGCGGUUCCGGAGGACGUCAAGGGUCCGUCCGGGUAUCUUAA